AUCUUAAACUAAACCCUACUCAAAAAAUUUCGGCUCCGCUUUCCAUUCCUAUUUCCUAUAAUUUCAUCACUCUUUUCCCUCUCCCUCUCUCCUUCACUCUUUCUCUCUCUAAGAAGUAGGUUUCUGGGUAGAUUACAAAAACAAAAACAAAACAAACCAGCAUUUCGUUGCUUUCUUCAGAUUCCAAAAAGCACUUUUUGAUUCUGUGAAAUGGACUCACGAGAAGCAUCAGCACAACCACCACCACCGGCGUCUCAACCAACCCCACCGCCACCGCCGGGCAUGAUGGUGGGUCACGCCACCUACUCCGCCAUGCCCAACAACAAUUCUGCUCCUAUGAUCAGUCCCAACUCUUCCAUGAUUCCGAACUCACGCUUCCCCUUCAACACCGGGAUCACGCCGCCGGCGUCGAAGCCGCUGGACUCCCUGAACACUCCUCCGUUUGACGGAUCGCCCGCAGGGAUGAGGUCGUGCGGGUUUUCUAUCGACUCGUCGUCGUCCGGGAAGAAGAAGCGGGGAAGGCCCCGGAAGUAUGCUCCCGACGGUAACAUUGCCCUGGGUUUGGCUCCGACCCCGAUUUCCUCGGCGGGUCACGGCGAUUCUGGCAGUGCGCCGUCGUCGGAGCCGCCCGCGAAGCGUCACAGGGGGCGGCCGCCGGGGUCGGGGAAGAAGCAGCUGGAUGCAUUGGGUGCGCCGGGGGUUGGUUUUACUCCGCAUGUCAUAAUGGUUAAAGCCGGCGAGGAUAUAGCAUCAAAGAUCAUGGCAUUUUCUCAGCAAGGUCCACGUACAGUUUGUAUUCUUUCAGCCAAUGGUGCCAUUUGCAAUGUUACGCUUCGCCAACCAGCAAUGUCUGGUGGGACUGUCUCGUAUGAGGGCCGAUUUGAAAUUAUCUCUCUAUCUGGCUCUUUCUUGCUUUCAGAAAAUAACGGUAGUCGCAGUAGAAUAGGUGGCUUAAGUGUGUCACUGGCGGGGUCCGAUGGUCGAGUGUUAGGUGGUGGAGUUGCGGGAAUGCUGAUGGCAGCCACACCAGUACAGGUUAUUGUGGGUAGCUUCAUUGCAGAUGGGAAAAAGGCCAACUCGAACAUCUCAAAAACUGGUCCUUCAGCAACGCCAUCUCAGAUGUUGAGCUUUGCUGCACAAGUGGCAGGAACUAGUCCUCCCUCUCAAGGAGCCUUGACCGAUUCAUCUGAUGAAAAUGGUAGUAGCCCGUCUAACCGUGGGUCAGGAGCCUAUACUAAUGCUAGCCAACCAAUUCAUGGUAUGCCACUGUACUCGAACAUGGGCUGGGGAAACUCUACCAUGAAGAUGCUUCCCAAUUAGGAAAUCUCGCUUGUUUGGAGUAUUAACUAGUUAUUGUUCUGCAUGGAGGUUAGGGGUUGGCUGCAAAUGCUAACGGGCAGAGCAUCAUAAGGAUGUUAGAGUAGUUGCUUUCUUUCUUCUAGAUAGAGGGAUUUUUUAUUUUAUUUUAUUUUUGUUUUUCCCAUAUCCAUUGAGGUCAUGCCAUUGGUUCACGUUGAGAUGUGGCCAAUUUGUUGAAAGCUGGGGGCAUGAUGUCUUCACCACACUCGUUUCAUACAAUUCAUCAGUCUAAAUUUCAUUAGUAUUUUCUUUUCA
Molecule: messenger RNA, 1614 nt
Organism: Malania oleifera
Lineage: Eukaryota; Viridiplantae; Streptophyta; Magnoliopsida; Santalales; Ximeniaceae
Product: AT-hook motif nuclear-localized protein 13
Exons: 5
Coding region: 211-1320 (369 amino acids)
Molecular function (GO): minor groove of adenine-thymine-rich DNA binding
Source: RefSeq, a predicted model, not a curated record